AUUUCUUCUAAUAAUAGCAUAAGGCCUGUGCCUGUAGAUCUAGAUGUCUAGAUCUCUGAUUUGAUAAACGAUUUCUAUGUCAAGACGCAAACAUGCGUCCUGUUUCAGGACUUACACAGUUUUCUAGAUCCGUGUGCUUCAUAGAUCUUUCUGGAGCUAUUCUAUUUAUUUAUUAUUAUUAUAUGGCUUAUAUUCAUUUAGGCUAUCGAGAAGAUAACUUUUAAUUAAAAAAAAAAAAAAAAGAAAGAAAUGCAUUUCAAUUAAAGUCUUCAAUCUGUAGACACCAUUGUUUACCCUCAAGGAGAUACACAGCCAGACUACAUUCCUGACCAAAGCAGACUAGGAUAUAAAACCAUAGUGCUUAAAUUUAAAACAAUGUCACAGUUCAGGUGCACAGCAGAUAUUGUAUUUGAUGAGCUAGAUUUAAAACCAGGACAGAUUUGCAAUGUGCACUUAAAACAAUAUUCAGAAACAUGCAAUUUUCUACAGUAUCUGAAGCCACUUACUCCAGAGAAGCCUUAUUUCUAUGCUCAAAUCAAAAGUCUAAAUGCAAAUAGCAAGAUAACAUUAGGCAUUGCAGGACCAGAUAUUGCUCCUGAGGCACAACCUGGGAACUGGCUUGACUCUGUUGGUUACCAAAGUGACACAGGUCAAUGCUAUACAUGCCAUCAGCGGAAUGCCAAUACCAUAGGUGAAAAAUUUGGUGUUGGAGAUUUGUUUGGUGUUCUUGUUAAUUAUUUUGGAGACAAAAAGUCAACUGUGAUAUUUAUUAAAAAUGGUUCCCCUGUAGCAACCAGAUACCAUUUUGAGUCUGAUCAGAGUCGUUUCCUGCCAACUGUUUCAUUAGAAAAUGGUCCAAUAGAUUUAAUCUUAAUGUUACCAGAAGCAACAAUGAGUAUACCCAGUUAUAGUUUGAAAAAUAUGUUACACUGGAUCCAUCCACCAACAAUAAAAUAUGAUGCAUACAAAAAUAUGUUCAUUUGUACAGAAAAUUCUGAAAAUCAUGAAGAGCUAACUAUUCAAAGUCCCCAACCUUUGACCUUAGACAUUCACCAUUAUGAGGUUAUUAUUCAGGAGAUGGAUUCUGGGUCUACAUGUCCCUCAAUAUCAUUAGCAUCUUGCAGUCCAAAGGUUCCUUCUUCUGCCUCAUCACUGCUACAAGAUUACAUUAGAUUUGAUUUAAGUCCAGAGAUUCGCCAGUCUCCAAUAGGUGUGAGAUUAGGCUGGGGUGUACAUUAUGACCCAGAUGCUUGCCAUCUAAGCAAUUUUAAUCCCAAGCAAGAGCAGUUGGUUUACUGCUAUGUUACAGCUAAUUCAGAAGUUAUUUCUGGCAAAAUGAUGAUGCAACCAGAGGGUGGUUUUUAUCCAGUUGUAAUUCUAAACAAAGAAGCAGCAAAGGUUAUCAUUCAAGUGGACAACAAUGCUAAGCCUGUAACUCUCACACAGAAGCUUGAUGAACAUUUUAGAAAUGAAAUUGUAAAGGCCAAACAAUUGUUAAAUAUUGAAAAUGCCCAAAAAGAUAUAAAGAUAUCUAUGUUUAGAAUGUCUGCUGCUAUAGAUGUGACAAUUACAGAGGACUUUUGCAGACUGCAUUUACCAAAAGAUAAACCUGGCAUUCAUGUAGUUCAAUUCUUAAAAACUCUCAAUGAAGAAAACAGUUUUUAUCUUGUCCGUGUUAAUGAAUUGAAUGAGAAUUCCAGUAUUGGUAUUGGAGUGGCAGGCAAAGAUUUUCCAUUAAACAAAUUUCCUGGUAAAAUAAAACCAUCUGUUGGAUGGGCUUCAAAAGAUGGCAAGUUAUACAGAAACUCCAGAAACGAUGGGAAUUUACCUGGAGAGAUCUACCAGAAAGGGGACUUAAUUGGAGUGGAGAUGGAAGCAUUUGCCAAAGAAAUGUCAGUGGCACUUUUUACCAAGAACUUACGUCCAGUUGGCACAGCUUAUUACACACAGUCUGACAGAAGCUCAUUUUUACCUACUUUAGCUUUGUGCGGCAAUGGAUGUGAAGUAAUAUUGGAAGUUCAUUGGCAGAACACAAUGAGAGGACCACCAAUUUUCAGUGUGGUGAACUUGGAACAUUGGUGCCUUCCACCUGGUGCCAAAGUAGAUUCUAGUCAAAAUAAAGUAAUAGUAAAAGAUCAUGAGCUUCCAGUAUGUAUACAAGCACCUUAUAGUUUACAUAAAGGUUACAAUCACUUUGAGGUGGAAAUAACACACAAGUUGGAAACAAGCUCAGCCCCACCUCCAGCUAUAGUUCUGUCCACUGCCACCCCGCUUGACCCACCACCUCUGUCCUGUCUGAAAUUAGACUAUCUCAGAUAUUGGCCUGUUAAUGAUGCAAGUACUCUGGUGAAAGUUGGAGAUAAGGUUGGCUGGGGUCUACUUUACCUGGAUGAUGAUGUGCAUCACGAUGAAGAGCAGCUAGUUAUAUGUUACCUCACAAUCAAUCGAAAAAUUUUGCUGGUCAGGGUUGUGUCCCAACCACCUGGAGGCUUCUAUCCGCUGGUUGUUUUACCACCUCUGUUAAAUGAAGUGACUCUUGUCUUCUCUGCCACAAUUAUUAAACAACACCCCAUAACUGAUAAAGAUGUACAAAUACUCGUAGAAGAAGCAAUGAAUUUGAUAGAAGCUGAGAAAGAGAUUCUUAAAAAGGGAGAUGAUCCAGCAACAGAAUUGGCUGGUCAAAAUCUUUUUCGACUCCUACCUAGUGCAGAGCAUGAGGAAACAAAUGGAGCCAUUUUAAAAUCAGAAUGGGGGCAGGAAAAUGUUGUGGACACUAGAGUGGAGAAAAAUGUCAAAACCAGUAGAAUGUUGACAGUUAUAACAGCUCCCAAAACUAAAAAUGAUAAUAAAAAUGUCAACAAAAACAACCAUAAAAGUUCACAAAGUUGUAGAAUAAUUUAAGAAAAAUAAAAUUUCUUAUGGCAGCAGCACAAACCUCACUAGGAAUACUGGUAUCAUAAACUUUAUCAAGUGUAAUAAACAUCACAAUAGUUGUUUCAAACUAUCAGCUUUGUAACGUAUUGCUAACUUAUGAUAAUAUCAGCAUUAUAAUAUUGAUAUUUUCCUGUAUUCUUAUGUGCAUAUUAAACAAGUUGAAAAUUCAAUUUAUUUUGAAACAGAUUUUCGCCACAGCUUAUCAGUAAUUGUAUCAUUUUACUACAUUAUAACAUUGAUAAAUGAAAUUAUUAGUAACAUUAACACAAAUGAUCCAAAGAUAUUUUUGUUUAUGUUGUUAUGGUUGGAGUGUUAACAUUAUGCUAUAGAAGAACAUAUUUAUGUCCAUUUUUUUUUUUUGCUUUAAUGGUACACUAUUAUCAAUGCAUUACAAUAGGAAAUUUGACAAAGAUUUCACAAGUAAAAAAAUAAAAUAAAUUCUAAUAUGUAAGUUUAAUGUUGUAAGUUUAAUGUGUAUGAACUAAUGAAGCUGAAUUAAAGAAUAAUGCUAACAUUGAAAUGGCCCAAUCACUAGAUAAAAAGAAUUAGGGUUUAUAAUGAUGGGGCUUCACUCACUAGAAAGUGUGUACUAUUCAGGCUAUGAAAUAUUUUGUUAUACUUUGCUGAUUCAGCAAUAAUUACUCAACUGUUAUUGUAUACACAAUUAAUGUGAUGUUUAGUCUAUUUACAAACAAGAAAAAUUAAAUGUUAAAUGUAUAUUA
Messenger RNA from Biomphalaria glabrata, 3656 nucleotides. RefSeq lists its product as uncharacterized. Bases 376 to 2901 code for a protein of 841 amino acids. The record is from RefSeq and is a predicted model, not a curated record. The transcript is spliced from 16 exons. Gene Ontology annotation, molecular function: protein binding. NCBI's taxonomy places the organism in Eukaryota, Metazoa, Mollusca, Gastropoda, Planorbidae.